AUGGAUGUGUUCGACAAUGGCGAUCAAAGAGAAAAAGUAGAAGUGGAGCACCCUCGUGCACAUAGAGCCGCACAAGAGAAUGUGAAACAGAUUUCACAAGAUUAUUAUUUUCCGAAAAUGACAAAAAUGGCAAACUCGCAAUCACCAUCGCAAACGCAAUAUUAUUAUACCCGUGGCGAUGAGAUUAGUGCCAACCAUAACAACAAUUUGCAGCAUUUGCAACAUUUGCAAGAACACUACUACAAGCACAACAUAAAUCCGCAACACAUUAACACAAAUUAUGCACCUCAGCCACACAAUGCACAGCAUUUUCACACCACAACAAAGGGGUUGCCACCUAUUACAACAACGGUGCAUCACACGCCACUAAGCUCAGCUGCUCUGGCCGGGACACCGCUAAGCAAACAUGUACAAGUCACUAAGUUCGUGCCGAUACCGAAAUAUCAUCAAGUUCAGGUACCCUUCAAUCAAACCGUGAAUAUCGAAAUACCACGCCCAGUUAUAACAACUGUGCCACGGCCUCUACCCAUAAAAAUACCGGUGACGAAGACGGUAACAGUACCACAAAUACAGGAAAUUAAGAUUCCAAUCGAAAAAAUUAAACCUUUCCCGGUUCAACAAUCUGUUCCAUAUUUGGUUGAAAAGCGGGUACCGUAUUAUGUACAAAAACAAGUGGUGACACCAUUCUAUUACCCAUAUCCCGUCAAGGUACCAAUAAUCAAGACAAUCACUCAUAAAACUUCGGCACAUAAUAGCCUCCAUCUGCCUUAUGGACAUUACAACACUUUGAGAGGUUGA
This is a messenger RNA of Teleopsis dalmanni, 798 nucleotides long. RefSeq lists its product as uncharacterized. Lineage: Eukaryota; Metazoa; Arthropoda; Insecta; Diptera; Diopsidae. The record is from RefSeq and is a predicted model, not a curated record. The coding region runs from base 1 to 798 and encodes 265 amino acids. The transcript is spliced from 2 exons.